AUGUUGCAUAUAGAAAUCGCCUCUUAUGAUGGUGAAACGGACAUUGCCAAGAUCAUAACCGUUUUGAAAACCAGACCUGAGAUAACAUUUUUCUAUCUGACUCACAAUCUUCCGAAGAAACACAUUGAUUAUCAUUACUAUAACCUAAAAGUCACAUCAUACCAGAACAUCAACAAACGCGACUACUACACCAUAAGUACCAGUGGCUGCACCCACUUUGUUGGCGAUGAGGUGGAACUCACUUCUCUGGAACGAUUUGAACGCGAAUACAAGUUGUUUUUGAGCAUGCGAAAGCUCCCCUUGUUUGCGCAGUUCCGCCUGUGGAAGGUAUUUCUUCGCUGGCGCAAAGUAUUUCGCUACGCUCAGAUGGUUCACUGCCAGCGCUUCCUUGAGGCAAAUCUCUUUAUUGCUAAUGCGACCUUGCGCCCAGCCUUACUAAACCUCCGAGAGAUGUGUCACAGCCUUUCCGGUGCUGCACUUUGUCGCGUUGAUCGAGGUCGCACUUCCACCCUGGUGGAGUUUCUCGCUCUGCAGAUGGUUCAGCUGGGCGAGGUCAGCCUGCGGCUACAAGAGUUUCAUAGUCUCACGAAGGAAAUCGUCCGUAGUGCCUGUCGAACAGCUCUGCUGGAGUAUGGAUUCUUGCCUGAUGACUAUCUACAGGAUGAAGCCGACCUUCCAGCUAGUUUGGGCAAAAAUAUGUACGAUGUGGACGAGUUGAUAGAUGCCUGCAAACUGACCUCGAAGCACUACCAAUUGGAGCCCAUCCUUUACGACGUGGAUCACCCACUGGCAGGCAGCGCCAUGGCUCCCAUUGCCACGGCGCUCAAACAAGUGCGCAAUAAUCGCACCAAGUUGGAGCGUCGCUGCCAGAAGAUCAAAAUACAAGCUCCAGCCGGGAAAAGCUCCUACCUCCUGCAGUGUGCCGAAACCGAUUGGUUUGCCAGUUCGACUGGAAAAAUGAGCUACACGCAACAGGCACGCAAACGCAAGAAGUGCAAACGCCUUACCUGCUUUGUGCGACUGGUGGAUUACCUGAUAAUGAGCACGCUGCAUUUUUUGACGAAGAAAUCUGUCUAUUCUAUCAAUCGUCUCUUUGCGGAUGAGGUGGCGAUGACACCACACCCGCGAGACAUCGAUGCAAUGCGCAUUGAGGUGCCCCUCGUGCUCCACCCCGAGGAGGACAGCGAGCGCGCCGGUGAGGCACAGGCGGAGGAGGGUGAAGCUGAAGCAGGACUUGUAGGGCAGGCAAACAUGGGACCAGAUUCGACAAUCGGCCCCUCCGAGACUACUAUUCAACCGCCUUUCUUUUUGAAUGAACUGAUUCUGCAACAAAACCAGAUUAUAUCAAUUCCAACGGAGGACCAAUUUGUCGAAGGGUUGUCAAAUGUGAUCGCCCGCUUUCAGGAAGCAAUGCUGUCAUUAACGAAUCUCGUGGUGGACACCUACUUUGACGCCUUUUCGCGUCCCCUCAUCAACAACAAGCAUGAGGAGAAGACUUGUGGCGUGGGGCCACAGUUGCAGACAGUGUUUGCCGAAGACGAUGAAAUGCAGACUCUAAUCAGAGGUAUCAAUGAGAACCUUCGGAAAGCCUUUGAGUCCGUCCAACGCUACAUCGUCACCUUCAAUGAAAUAAAUCAGUUCUACAAGGACAAUGACUUGGUUACAGUGGAGACAGUAAGGGCCGAACGCGAAGACGUGGAGUUCUUCCGUGAGAAACUAGCCAUCUACACACGUCAAUCACGAAUAACGAUGCUGAUUCCAGCCAACAAGCCCCUUGGUCUCUUCAGCGUGGACACGAGCGUCUUGAAAAACAUUGUAUCACCGUCGCCUCUGCGCUGCCUGGAUUGUGUUUACGCCAUACUCCCUGAGAUUGCAAGACAUGAGGUUGACCGGCUGACAAAGGAGACCCAGGAGGGAGAAUAUAUUCUAACCCUCAAUUUGAGCACCGCAGUGGACUAUGUCAACCACCUUACAUUUCUAAGGCAGAUACAGUUGCGGAUUGAAGCGCUGGAGAGAGAAGCCGAUGCAGUCCGCUCAAUGUACGAGCUGAUCGACAUUUUCAAUGUUCCUACACCUCCCGAAGAUCUUGCUGUCUAUCAAAUCCUCUUUCCGAGCAUCGAACGCACCAUCACAACCAUUGACAGAGCCCUUGCUGAACGCGACUCCCUUGUCGAUGUCUUUUUCGGGUGCUUGAAUAAGGACAUUGGGGAGCUCAUGAAUGACGUCAGGGAGGCCAAACAGGCUGUCGGGAACCCAAUACUGUUGGACAAUGGACAGAAUAGGGAUGAGCUUAUACAGGAGUUAGAUCGACUACAGGAAAUCGUCACGGAACAACAGUCACGUUAUCAGACAUAUAAGGGAUAUGAAAAGAGUUUUAAAGACCUCACAUUGCAGAUUAGCGGCACUCCACUUGAGGUUGAACAACCGCAUUACACAGAACUUGACGAACUCUUCACAGAACUGCGCUUGAAGCGUCUUCUGUGGACCUGCAUGGGCGAAUGGGAGGCAAUUUGCAAGACUUGGGAAGAGGUGGAAUUCUCCAGUCUUGACCCGGAAGAGGUGACUGCUGUCACAAUGAAGUACCUUAAAUCCGUAACCCAGCUAGAAAAAGGCCUUCCGCCCAACAGUGUGGUGCCGAUUUUGCGUCAAAAAGUUGAUGAAAUGCGAGUCAUUCUGCCAACCGUGGGAGACUUGAGAAACCCCUCGCUUCAAGACCGACAUUGGGUGAUGUUGGAGGAUAUCAUCGGCUUCAAGAUGGCUGAGCUUGAUGUUCCAUUGACUUUGGGCAAGUUGAAGUCACUAAACGCCUUCGAAAAUGCUGCAGAGAUUCAGGAUGUAGCUGGAAUGGCUAGUUCUGAAGCAAGUCUGGAAGCACUGCUACGAAAGGUAGAGAACUCCUGGAAGUCCACCGAGUUCAUUGUGGUGCCCUACAAGACCUACAAGGACGUCUACGUACUGGGUGGUACGGACGAGAUACAACAGCUGUGGGAUGACUCCAACAUCAACAUUUCCACCAUCGCAUCGUCGAAGCACGUGGGUCCGAUCAAACCCCAGGUGGAUGAGUGGGUGCAGAAACUCGCUCUGUUUGGGGAAACUUUGGACCAAUGGCUGGCCUGUCAAAAGGGCUGGAUGUACCUCGAGAGCAUCUUUUCAGCACCCGACAUUCAGCGUCAACUACCCAGCGAGGCAAAGAGUUUUAUGGCUUUAGACAAAUCGUUUAAAGAGGUGAUGCGCAAAGUACAGAAGGUACCACUUGCCAUGCGAGCGGCCACUACGGCGGGUCUGUUAGACACCUUUCGCAAUAACAACGUCCUCCUCGAGCAGAUUCAAAAGUGCCUUGAGGCCUACCUCGAGUCGAAGCGCGUCAUCUUUCCGCGAUUCUACUUCCUCUCCAAUGAUGAGCUUUUAGAGAUUCUGGCGCAGACACGGAAUCCUUUCGCGGUACAGCCACAUCUUCGCAAAUGCUUCGAUGCGAUUGCGCGGUUAGAAUUCGCUCUCAAUCCUGAAUUUGACGGCAAAUCUGAUGAACCAAAAUUCACUAAUGACAUACUUUCGAUGGUUUCCCCGGAAGGAGAAAGCGUUUCCCUAACCAAGGGUUUGAAGGCUCGCGGAAAUGUGGAGGAGUGGUUGGGUAAGGCGGAGGAGAGCAUGGUGUCGAGCUUGCGGAGGAGUAUGAAAAAGGCAUUAAUGGACGUUGAUACGAUGGCGCGUGAUGAUUGGCUCGUCGCACACACCAAUCAGAUAACACUAACGGUGGAGCAGUUGGUUUGGGCCCGCGAUAUCCACAAUAUUCUCGACGAUCUGGAGAAGCAGCCGCAAGAGCGACUGGAGGCUCUUCAGGCUUAUGAGGGUCGAUCCUUUGAGGCGUUGAACAACCUGGCGAAGUUGGUACGCGGUAAUCUGGGGAAGCUGGUGCGCAUGAUGUUUUGUUCCCUCAUCACCAUCGACGUGCAUGCGCGUGACAUUGUCACCGACCUCCUGGCGGCUGGUGUGACUACCUCCACCAGCUUCGAGUGGCAGCGCCAGUUGCGAUACUACUGGGACGACUUUAUCGACAACUGCGUGGUGCAUAUGUCCACCUCUCGCUACGUCUAUGGUUACGAGUAUUUGGGUGCGUCGCCUCGCCUCGUCAUCACACCACUCACCGAUCGAUGCUAUCUAUGCUUGAUGGGCGCUCUUCAGCUGGAUCUGGGUGGAGCUCCCGCUGGACCAGCCGGCACGGGGAAGACUGAGUCGACAAAGGACUUGGCGAAGAGCCUAGCAAAGCAAUGCGUAGUGUUCAACUGUUCUGACGGACUGGACUACAAAAUGAUGGGUCGAUUCUUUUCAGGUCUUGCUCAAUCUGGUGCGUGGUGCUGCUUCGACGAAUUCAAUCGUAUCGACAUCGAAGUGCUCUCUGUCAUUGCACAACAACUCAUUACAAUCAAAAACGCCAAAUCUGCAAAGGUGAAGCUUUUCUCCAUUUCCCAAUUUCUUCUCUGUCAAAUUGCUCUAACAAUUGCUUGUCUAUCCAAACAGGUUAGCCGUUUCUUGUUCGAGGGGCGUGAAAUAAAAUUGAAUCCCUCGUGUGCAGCUUUCAUCACAAUGAAUCCCGGAUAUGCGGGCCGUACUGAACUGCCAGACAACCUGAAAGCUCUCUUCCGGCCCAUCUCUAUGAUGGUUCCAGACUACAAGCUUAUUGCUGAGGUAAUUCUCUACUCGGAGGGCUUCGAGUCCUCAAAGAUGUUGGCGCAGAAGAUGACACAGAUGUACAAGCUCUGCAGCGAGCAGCUCUCCAAACAAGACCACUACGAUUUUGGUAUGAGAGCGCUCAAGUCGGUCCUAGUGAUGGCAGGUUCUUUGAAACGCGAGAACGCGGACAAGCCGGAGGACGCGGUACUUAUUCGCGCACUGAGGGACAGCAAUCUACCCAAAUUCCUGGCUCAGGAUGCCGUCCUUUUUACAGCCAUUCUUCAAGACCUCUUUCCAGGUGUGGAAGUACCUGAGCACGAUUACGGCCAGUUUAAGAAGGUGGUGGAGGAGGUGACGCGAGACUUCGGCCUUCAGGUGGUGCCCUCACAGACCUUCAAAGUCAUUCAAUUCUACGAAACGCUGGUUGUUCGUCAUGGCGUAAUGCUUGUCGGCCCCACAGGUGGUGGGAAGACCACUGUCUACCGAAUCCUAGCGGAGACUCUUGGUACUCUCUCUAAGAUGCCUGAGAUGGCCGAAACGAACCCAGACUUUCAGCCAGUUAAGGUGUACGUGUUGAAUCCCAAAUCUAUCACCAUGGGGGAGAUUUAUGGGGAAGUGAAUGCGAAGACGAUGGAGUGGCACGAUGGUCUGAUGGCCUUCAUUGUUCGACAGACAUGUGCUGAUCCCAGCUCCGACCACCAGUGGAUCAUUUGCGACGGCCCCGUGGAUGCUUUGUGGAUAGAAAACAUGAACACCGUACUGGACGACAACAAGAUGCUGUGUCUGGCCAACUCGGAGCGCAUCAAGCUGACACCCUACGUGCACAUGCUCUUUGAGGUGGCCGAUCUGGCCGUUGCUUCGCCUGCCACCGUCUCGCGUUGUGGCAUGGUUUACAUUGAUCCUGAGGAGCUGGGAUGGCUGCCUUAUGUCAAGACCUGGUUGGAGUCUUUGAAAGAGAAGUUGAGGGAAGCAGUUCGUCAGUACAUUUUAAUGCUCUUUGAAAAGUUUGUCGAUCCCGCCUUGAAGGUCAUCAUGAAAAUGCCCGCUGUCAUUCCUCAGGUACCGCUAGCACGGGUGAGGACGAUGUGCGGCCUCAUUGAGGUGGCCCUUACUCAAGAAGAUGCACCUGAUCUCUCCACCGGCGAGAUUCAGAAGCAGCAGCCAAUUAUUGCCAUGAUCUUUGUAUUUGCGUUGCUCUGGGGUCUUGCUGGGAAUGUCGUCGGCGGUAAGGCUAAUGAAGUCGACACUCUCAUACGCAACGUUAUGGACGAUUGCUCGGAAGCCAGACUGAGUUUGUUGAUAUGGAUGCGUUAA
Messenger RNA from Hydatigera taeniaeformis, 5985 nucleotides. The record is from the annotation of a GenBank genome assembly. NCBI's taxonomy places the organism in Eukaryota, Metazoa, Platyhelminthes, Cestoda, Cyclophyllidea, Taeniidae.